AUGAGCAGGCCGCCAGACUCUCUCCGCCGCUUCACGCCUCUUGAUCACGGCCCUCCACUGCCUCCCCUUGACACAUACUCAGAUAUCAUCCCGCAGGACGUCUCCCCAGCCCCCGUCCCGCCUCCGCACCAGAUCUGCUCUUCAGAACGGCCUCUCGUGCCCUUCGACCCUCACCCUUUCCCGUCUCCUCCUCUAUCUUCAAGACUCUCCAGACUCCCGCGCCACGAGCGUAGCGCGUCCUACGUCUCGGGUUACUCGAGCCACUACAGCCAGUCCUCGAGCAGGAGCAACAGCGGCUCCUCCCUCCUCCUCCUCAGCGGCGGAUCAAGGCCCGCAGCACCACCAGCAGCAGAGUACACCCUCCGCCGCCCGCCAGACCUGCCACCGCAGGACUUCCUCGCCCAGCACCCGCACCUCGUCUUCCGCAGGACAGCCGCCCUCCACCGCCAGCGGCAAGGGCCGGACUACUACCGGGACCCGUCAUCAUCGCCGCCGUCGCCGUCACCGCCAGAGAGACACCCCCCCAGGCCGGGCUUCGCGACCGGCAGCCCCCGGAAGCACCGCAGAGCAGCGGUGCAGCGCUUGCGCCGGCCGGGACUCCCCUCCGUCGUCGAGGUGGCGAGCAGCCAGGAGAGACUCGCGCGCGACGAGACCACCACAACCACCAGUACCACCACCAGCAAUACCGCCAGGAUGUCGCAGAACUCAUACAGCAGACGCGAUCUGCCUGAGCCGCCGCCGCCGCCGCCACCACCACCACCGCAGCAGCAGCACCACUCCUUCAGGGAGGCGGACCCAGCGGGCGUAGCGUCGCCGAGCAGGGGCUGGUACCAGAGCGGCCCGGGGAUAGGACCCUACGGAGACGCCAGGCGAGCCCCCGACAGCCACUACGUCGCCACGACAGCGAGUCCCGCGCGACAGCAGGCGCUCGUGGGCUACGACUCGAGGCUGCCGAGGCGAGUGCCCGCGGCACUAGGCACUGCUACUACCGUUGCAGCCGCAGCGCCACCGCCACCGCCCACGGCCCAGAUCCCAGACGUGAGGCGCCCUCCCCCGCGCGAGAGCUUCUCGCAGCCCCGGCCGCAGGGCCGGCUCCAGCCCUCCGAGACGAGCAUGUCCGGCAUCCACCCCGCGCUCCGGCAAGGGCGGCCGCUCUUGGCCAGCGAUCACCAUCCCGGGCCCGCAGUGGCGGCAUCGGCGGCGCUGCGUGCGGGAGGAGGUGAGGACGACGACGGGCUGUCCAUCGCGGGCCCGGCGUUUAUGAGACCGCCGCCGCCGCCGCAGGGCGUGGAGGCUUACGGCUACAACGAUGACGACGACGACGGCGGCGGCGGCGGCGGCGGCGGCGGUCAGUCCUGCCACCGGACUAUAUCCUCGGCGACUAGCACGGCGGUGCAGGAGCAGGAGCCGGCUAAGCGCCUGCGCGUCAGGGGCCCCAGGGACCCGUCGUUCAAGCUGAGAACCAAGCGCUCAAAGCUACAAGAUGGCCCUCCUCCUCCUCCUCCUCCUCCUCCCCCUCCCCAACAGACGGACGCGCCUACGAGGCUGGGCAGCAUCAGCACGGUGUCGAGCGCCGGGGCAACGUGGCACGGCAGCAGCGCUACGGAGAGCAGCGCAAAGUCCGUCCUCGAGAGGUCGGACAGCGACAAGUCGUCGUACCACAGCUUCCCCGAGGUCAUCCUCGCAGAGCAGGACGAGGACAGCAACAGCGGCAGCGGCGGCACGCCAAGCAACGACCAGACACCCCGGGCAACCGCCACCACCACCACCACCUCCUCCUCGGCACAAGACCAGACUCCAACAGCAACCGCACUGCGCCGACGCCCAUCCUCCAUCCCCGUACCCCGGCGGCCCUCAGACAAGGAAGGCACGCCGACCCCUCAGCCCCUGACCGUCCCGUCGUCCAAGAUCCCCGCUCCAGUCUCGUCCUCGACAGCAGCAUCAACAGCAUCAACCUCAUCCUCGUCUCCUCCCGCUCCUGCCGCAGACAAACAACAACAGCAGCAGCAGAAGCAACCCCCGUCCGACCCAGAGGAAGAACCAAACUGGACCCUCAAGACGACGUCGUCCUCGACGACGUCGUCCUCCCAGCGGUCCGACGCCGCCUCCGAGCCGACCUGGCGGCCCUCGCGCCUGCACGACACCGUCUCCCGCACCCGCGCGCACUACGACCAGUACGUCAUCAGGAUGUACCCGACCUCGUCGGACAGCCUGGCCGCCAGCGGCGCUAUGCCCCAGCGAGACGGCGGCGGCGGCGGCGGCGGCGGCGGCGGUGCGAACACGACGGAAGCGACGAGGACGGCAUCAUCGGCAUCAGCAUCAGCAUCAGCAUCAGCAUCAUCGUCGUCGUCGUCGCCUCCGCCACCGCCCAUACCGGCCAGAGCGCCCAACCGGCCUUCCUGUUACGUGGGACGGACCAGCAGCCCCGUGGCCGUGGGCGGCGGCGACGAGGACACGGCGAGCAGUGCCGCCGCCGCUAGCAGUAGUGCGACUACUGCCGUCGACCUCGCCGCUCAUGAGCAAGUCGAGCUGCACAACCUCGGGGCGGCGGCGGACUGUACGAGACAGAGCCGCAGCUCCUCCAGCGGUGGAGUCGGCGGCGACAAGGCCGAAAAGCAGGCCGCGGAGCCCGACUCUGAGCCCGACUCCAGCUCAUGUUUCGGGGGUCUGCGCAGACUGUGGAGGAAGAAGUGA
Messenger RNA from Thyridium curvatum, 2694 nucleotides. RefSeq lists its product as uncharacterized. Gene Ontology annotation, molecular function: actin binding; microtubule binding. The transcript has a single exon. The coding region runs from base 1 to 2694 and encodes 897 amino acids. NCBI's taxonomy places the organism in Eukaryota, Fungi, Ascomycota, Sordariomycetes, Thyridiales, Thyridiaceae. The record is from RefSeq and is a predicted model, not a curated record. Gene Ontology annotation, cellular component: actin filament; cytoplasm. Gene Ontology annotation, biological process: actin filament polymerization.